Messenger RNA from Nerophis lumbriciformis (worm pipefish), 354 nucleotides. The record is from RefSeq and is a predicted model, not a curated record. Lineage: Eukaryota; Metazoa; Chordata; Actinopteri; Syngnathiformes; Syngnathidae.
AUGGUGCAGCGCCUGACUUACCGACGUAGGCUGUCCUACAACACCGCGUCCAACAAGACUAGACUGUCCCGGACGCCUGGUAACCGCAUUGUGUACCUGUACACAAAGAAGGUUGGCAAAGCCCCCAAAUCAUCUUGUGGCAUCUACCCAGGAAGACUGCGGGGAAUCCGGGCUGUGAGACCUCGGGUUCUCAUGAGGCUGUCUAAGACUAAAAAGCACGUCAACAGGGCUUACGGAGGCUCCAUGUGCGCUAAGAGUGUGCGUGACAGGAUCAAGCGUGCUUUCCUGAUUGAGGAGCAGAAGAUCGUCAUCAAGGUGCUCAAGGCACAAGCACAGAGCCAAAAGUCAAAGUAA